Messenger RNA from Mytilus trossulus (common blue mussel), 566 nucleotides. RefSeq names its product pro-neuropeptide Y-like. Bases 197 to 472 code for a protein of 91 amino acids. Lineage: Eukaryota; Metazoa; Mollusca; Bivalvia; Mytilida; Mytilidae. The record is from RefSeq and is a predicted model, not a curated record. Gene Ontology annotation, molecular function: hormone activity. The transcript is spliced from 4 exons. Gene Ontology annotation, cellular component: extracellular region.
UGAGCUAAUUGUCAAACCGCUUGCAACAAUUAAAAUAAACGUUUAGUAUUUCUGAGAGAAAACCUCCGGACCCUGCGUUUGACAGAUGCUUAAAGAAUUAUUCGAUAUAUAAGUGAAUAUAGACUUAACAUUGGUCACAGAGGUCAGCGUUGCAGAUAGGAGAGACAGGUAUCCAAGACAAUUACACAUAGAUAAUAUGCAAAAACACAUAAUAGCCAUAUAUCUCCUUGUAACUAUACUGGUUAUCAACGAGGUUACUGGACACGAUGCUAUGCUGAGACCACCUUCAAAACCAGACUUCUUCCAAAAUCCGAAACAACUUAGACGAUAUUUAAAAGAAUUAAACGAUUUUUACGCAAUAGUAGGGCGACCAAGAUUUGGUAAACGUGGAUAUGAAACAGAUUAUUUCACAUCAGGUGGAGCUGACAAGGGAUACGGAAGUAUGUCUGAAGACGAUGGGUACCAAUAUUGAGGACCACUGGUUUCUGUAGCUGGUUCCAAAUACAUUGUGAUUGGUGACUCAGAACUAGAAUUGGUUUAUUAAUAAAAUAUUUUUUACAAUCUAA